Messenger RNA from Vicia faba (fava bean), 918 nucleotides. The record is from the annotation of a GenBank genome assembly. Lineage: Eukaryota; Viridiplantae; Streptophyta; Magnoliopsida; Fabales; Fabaceae.
AUGGAAAACUCGAGAAACAGGCCGAAUGAGAAUAUGGGUGUAAAUAAAAUGGGAAAGACAAUCAAAAAGAAUUCAUGGCAGCAAACAAUUGAGUUUGGCAACAGUGUCAUAUCUAGCGGCAGACAUCAUUACCCUCAGCCAAAAAUUCAUCACAUUCACAGAGAUGAUUUCAAGAGUUUUGUUAUGCACGCUACUGGAAGAGAAUUAAACGUGCCUACUAGAACUCAAUCUGAGAUUACUAGGUUGCAGCAAAACAGGCCUCCUCCAUUGGCCAAUGUGAGGAGGUCUUUUGCUCGGUUUCCGAUGCAAGCCCCUCCUCCACGGGCGCCUUACAUUAAUGGACUGGCUGUACCUCCUUUGCAGCCGAUUAGUGGUCCUCCGAUCUUCGAUGAUUCAUGGAACAAUUUCGUCGAGUCUCCGAUCUCAGCUUUCAUGAGAAAGUUUCAAGAAUCGGAGAACUACUACGGUGGUGGUGGUGGCGGCGGCGGUGGUGCUUCAAGAGGUAAUCAGUUCCAGUCAUACCCUCCUCCACAACAACAGAUGAUCAAUAAUGUUAAUGUUAAUGUUCAAUCUCAGCCACAAUAUUUUCCGAUUCAAACUCAAAUGGUUAACUAUGUUGAACAACUAUCAUCUGCUAGCAACCAAACUUUCCCAAAUCCUAAUCCUUCCGUGUCUUUGAAAAUUGCUAGCAACCAAACUUUUCCUCUGAACCCUAGCAAUCAAUUUCUGAAUGGUUUUCCUGAAUCACAAGCAAAUUAUUCUAUGUCACCAAAUUCUGAAUACUUGUUGGCUUCACCAACACAGAAAGGGAAUGUCCUAUCCCCUCAGUCACCUCACAGGCCUCUCCUGUCCCCAAGCAUUUUCUCUUUGCCUUCUUCGCCGGACUACCCUUUCCAACCAUAUCUUCAUAAUGAAUAG